Saccharomyces kudriavzevii IFO 1802 is the source of this 105-nucleotide messenger RNA. RefSeq lists its product as uncharacterized. The transcript has a single exon. Lineage: Eukaryota; Fungi; Ascomycota; Saccharomycetes; Saccharomycetales; Saccharomycetaceae. The coding region runs from base 1 to 105 and encodes 34 amino acids. The record is from RefSeq and is a predicted model, not a curated record.
AUGUUAAUGACACUAAAAGGUGGAGGUAGUGAAGAAGAGGAUAGUGAAAGUAUUGAUCAGGCAAACAAGCUGGUGAAAAAAAACGUCGAAAUAUGGAAGACAUAG